AAUACCCCAUGCUCUAUGAGAGUGAGGAAGAGGAGAUGGAUACCUACGCCGUGGAGCUGAACUCCUUUGUGGAUACGGUUCUUACCCAGGCGUACGAAUUAGGUCAAGGCCGCAACAUGAUCUUCUCUAGUUUCAACCCUGACAUCUGUCUGUUGCUUUCCUUCAAACAACCCUCCAUCCCAGUACUCUUUUUGACGGAUUCGGGAGCCUCCCCUAUUGGUGAUAUUCGCGCUAGCAGUUUGCAGGAGGGGGUUCGGUUUGCGUCCAGGUGGAACCUACUCGGUGUUGUUUCCCAGGCUGAACCAUUGGUACUCUGUCCUCGAUUGGUCCGAGUCGUGAAAGAGUCUGGGCUUGUUUGCGUCUCCUAUGGAACUUUGAACAAUGAUCCUGCGAAUGUCAAGGUCAGUGUGUCCGAUUAUUGGCCUGUUUGUUAGGCUUGGCUAAUAUUUCCACAGCGCCAAGUGUCCGAAGGCAUU
Messenger RNA from Aspergillus pseudotamarii, 476 nucleotides. Its product is annotated as glycerophosphocholine phosphodiesterase. The transcript has a single exon. The record is from RefSeq and is a predicted model, not a curated record. Gene Ontology annotation, molecular function: glycerophosphocholine phosphodiesterase activity. Lineage: Eukaryota; Fungi; Ascomycota; Eurotiomycetes; Eurotiales; Aspergillaceae. Bases 9 to 434 code for a protein of 141 amino acids. Gene Ontology annotation, biological process: glycerophospholipid catabolic process.